CACAGAUAACAGUAAAUGUCAUUGUCAGUUCAUGGUUGAUUGUUUGAGUACAUUUUCUAGUCUUUAUAAAACUUAUUCUUGAUAUUUCAACAAUUAUUUAACUUGAAAUUGCUUAUUCGUAUAUCAUAAAUAGCAACAAUGGCAGAUCGUCUAACGCAGCUCCAAGACACCAUAAACCAGCAAGCUGAGCACUUUUGCAACAGCAUAGGUAUACUGCAGCAGUUUUCUACACCAAGCAAGUUCCCUGGCUUCGAUCGUAGUGGGUCGCAGACGCCGCAACAGCAACAAAACCAGGAGGAUUAUGCUAUGUUGUUUGCGACGCUUAUUUCUCGGUGCGCGAAGGACAUUGAUACUCUGAUCGAGUCGUUGCCUAGUGAGGAGAGCUCUACGGAGCUGCAGGUGCAAAGCUUGAGGCGUCUGGAGGCGGAGAACAAGGAGGCUGCUGAACAACUGGAAGAGGUUGUUCGUCAAGGUGAGAUCCUGCUGGAGAAGAUCCAAGGAGCUCUGAGUGACAUUGCUCAGUGCCAGUUGGACAUGCAGAACCCAGCACUGAUCCUCAACAAAGAUGUGAAACCUCAAUUAUAGGGCUCACGGAAACGGUACUGAUUACCGUAGGUGUUGAUCUGAAACGGACAAUAGUAGGAGUUUUGUGAAUGUGUUGUCUUUGCCUCUCUGUGACAAGAGGCAGUGUAAUCUAUGUUGUUUGUUGCCAAUUCUGGCUAGUUACUCAAAAUACUGAAUAAAAAAAGUUAUUCAACUGA
This is a messenger RNA of Spodoptera frugiperda (fall armyworm), 761 nucleotides long. RefSeq names its product mediator of RNA polymerase II transcription subunit 21 (gene MED21). The transcript is spliced from 3 exons. Gene Ontology annotation, biological process: regulation of transcription by RNA polymerase II. Gene Ontology annotation, molecular function: transcription coregulator activity. NCBI's taxonomy places the organism in Eukaryota, Metazoa, Arthropoda, Insecta, Lepidoptera, Noctuidae. The coding region runs from base 139 to 585 and encodes 148 amino acids. Gene Ontology annotation, cellular component: mediator complex. The record is from RefSeq and is a predicted model, not a curated record.